AAGAUAUGGUCUGUCAAGAAAGAUCAAGAGGCAGCGGCGAGGAAAAAACCUAGAAUGACAGCUGCUCAAUUGAGAGUACAAAAAGAUCUCACCGAAUUGGAAUUACCAUCAACCAUGAAGACUAAUUUCCCCGAUCCUGCCGAUGUACUCAAUUUUGAACUUACUAUCAUUCCUGAUGAGGGAAUGUAUAAAGGCGGUCAAUUUCAUUUCACUUUCGUCAUUAACCCAAACUAUCCACAUGAUCCUCCUAAAGUCCGUUGUACUCAGAAAAUCUAUCAUCCGAAUUUAGAUCUUGAAGGGAAUGUCUGUUUAAAUAUCUUAAGGGAAGAUUGGAAACCUGUAUUGAAUUUGUCUUCGGUCAUGAUAGGUUUACAAUAUCUUUUCUUGGAACCAAACCCCGAUGACCCAUUGAACAAAGAAGCGGCGGAAGACUUGCGGAGAAGUCGAGAUGCUUUCAUUCAGAAUGUUAAGGUUUCCAUGAGAGGAGGUUCUGUCCGAGGGGAGACCUUUGACAAAGUCCUUCAGACUUGA
This is a messenger RNA of Tremella mesenterica DSM 1558, 531 nucleotides long. RefSeq lists its product as uncharacterized. The record is from RefSeq and is a predicted model, not a curated record. Lineage: Eukaryota; Fungi; Basidiomycota; Tremellomycetes; Tremellales; Tremellaceae. The annotation marks the transcript as partial. The transcript is spliced from 7 exons.